Sinocyclocheilus anshuiensis is the source of this 10277-nucleotide messenger RNA. It is a transcript of the gene celsr1a, whose product is annotated as cadherin EGF LAG seven-pass G-type receptor 1a. The transcript is spliced from 35 exons. Gene Ontology annotation, molecular function: calcium ion binding; G protein-coupled receptor activity. NCBI's taxonomy places the organism in Eukaryota, Metazoa, Chordata, Actinopteri, Cypriniformes, Cyprinidae. Gene Ontology annotation, biological process: G protein-coupled receptor signaling pathway; homophilic cell-cell adhesion; cell surface receptor signaling pathway. The coding region runs from base 143 to 9256 and encodes 3037 amino acids. Gene Ontology annotation, cellular component: plasma membrane. The record is from RefSeq and is a predicted model, not a curated record.
UGCCACUUGGUUCCAUGGAUACCAGCCUGAUAAACUGUGUUUUCCCCUGCUAAAAAGCUACAAUGAAGGAUAAAAGAAGGUCGACGUGCCGGCAGAAGGAGAGUUGACCUGUUUUUCUGCAUGUUUUGUGGAGUUUUACACCAUGGAUCUUGUAAUGUGUUGGUUAUUAUGGGUUCACCUUCUUCUCUGCGCUCCUCUCAUGGGAUGUUUCGACUUGCACCUCUCGGAGACUUUACGUUCUGGAGCUGUUUUGACCAAUUUGUCACUGGGACCAGGUUGGACGUACAAAAUAGACAGGACUUUAACUUCCAAGUACAUUGGGAACUUUAUUAAAGUGGACUGGAGAGAUGGAGUAGUGCGUUUAAAAGGAGAGGUGGAUUGCGCGCGUGCUCCUCACAGCGCGCUGCCUCUUUAUUUUAAAAUCCAAUCAUUAACAACCGAAGGACUAGUUAACGCACAUUUCAAAGUGUUUGUGCACGGACGAAAUUGCGUGUUCAAAUAUAAAAGGAAGAGAGUGACUAAGCCUGAUAUCAGCGUGGAUUGCAUUUAUAAUUUAGGACUAACUUCCUGCUUUUCUCCGGGUGAUUUACUCCUUAGUUUUAAGGACUAUUUGCCUGUCUUCACAAGAAACUCUGGUGUUUUUAUUACUUCUUGCACCUCAGACCACCUGAAUGUGUUUGUGCGUAACGGGACUUUACUCGUGAAGGACGCGUACUGUUCGGAGACGGACUUGAGACGCCUUAAAGAGACUAUCCGCUGCGCGUUCCACGAUUCAAAUGGUGAGCUCCUUUCUAUGUGCCUCAAAUUGCGAUUCGCCUCAGUCCAAACAUCAUUAUUACAUUCUGCGCAACACGUAUCAAAUCAGUGGAAACCGAGACUAAAGCGAGCCGUGAAUUCAGCGCCUCUUUUUCAGUUACCAAACUACCAGGUUUCUGUGCCAGAGAAUGAGCCUGCGGGUACGCGGGUCAUCACCCUCAAAGCGACUGACAGCGACCCUGGAGAGGCGGGGAAGAUCGAGUAUGGCAUGGAAGCGUUAUUCGACAGCCGUUCGAACGACUUCUUUCGGAUAGACCCUCAAACCGGCAGCAUUGAGACUGUCCAGCCCUUAGACAGAGAAGUUAAAGACACGCACGUUUUUAAAGUCACAGCAACUGAUAAUGGCGCACCGCGACGCACUACCACGUCUUACCUUACUGUUACAGUCAGUGACACCAACGACCACGGGCCCGUUUUUGAACAGAAUGAAUACAGGGUAAGGAUACGAGAAAAUGUGGAAGUUGGUUUUGAGGUGAUUACAGUCCGGGCGACAGAUGGAGAUGCACCAUCCAAUGCAAACAUGAUAUAUAGGAUUGUGAAUGGCGAGGGUGUUAAUUCUGGGUUCGAAAUUGAUUCUCGGAACGGACUGGUCAAGAUUCGUGUGCGUCCAGAUAGAGAAACUAUGGCGCAGUAUCAGCUGAUUGUAGAGGCCAAUGACCAAGGAAGGGACCCUGGGCCCCGCAGUGCUACCACGACAGUGCACAUCACAGUUGAAGAUGAAAACGACAAUUAUCCUCAGUUCAGUGAGAAAAGAUAUGUAGUUCAGGUGCCAGAAAAUGUGUCCGUUAACACUAAAGUGGCACAGGUAGAAGCCACUGACCGAGACGAGGGCAAUAACGCUAAGGUCCAUUACAGCAUAAUCAGCGGCAAUGUAAAAGGUCAGUUCUUCAUUCACACCCCAACCGGAGCCAUUGAUGUCAUAAACCCUCUAGACUACGAAAUGAUCCGAGAAUAUAACUUGCGCAUAAAGGCCCAGGAUGGAGGCAGGCCUCCUCUCAUUAACGGAACAGGCAUUGUUGUCAUCCAAGUUGUGGAUGUGAACGACAAUGCUCCUAUGUUUGUAAGCACUCCUUUCCAAGCCACCGUUUUAGAGAACGUACCUAUUGGAUAUUCCGUGAUUCACAUUCAGGCCAUUGAUUCUGAUUCUGGAGAAAAUGCUCGUUUGGAUUACAGCCUCACAGACACCACUCCAGGCUUUCCCUUCACCAUCAAUAACAGCACUGGAUGGAUAACAGUCAGUACUGAGCUGGACAGGGAAACCACUGAGUAUUACACCUUUGGAGUAGAAGCCAGAGACAACGGUGUUCCGGUAAUGUCGUCCUCAGCUAGCGUUAGCAUCACCGUCCUAGAUGUGAAUGACAACAUCCCUACGUUCACCGAAAAGCUAUACUCGCUAAAAAUCAACGAAGAUGCUGUUGUAGGGACCAGUGUAUUAACUGUUACAGCUCUGGACCGUGAUGUAAACAGUGUGGUCACCUAUCAGAUCUCCAGUGGUAAUACGCGGAACCGCUUUGCCAUCACUAGUCAAAGCGGAGGUGGACUCAUCACGCUGGCACUGCCGUUAGAUUACAAACAGGAACGCCAGUACGUUCUGACUAUCACCGCCUCGGAUGGUACACGCUUCGACACCUCGCAGGUGUUCAUCAAUGUAACUGAUGCUAACACUCACAGACCCGUGUUCCAGAGCGCCAGCUACCAUCAGACCUUCAGCGAAGACCGACCCAUUGGAUCAACUGUUGUGGUAAUCAGUGCCACAGAUGAAGAUACAGGUGAGAAUGCACGUAUUACCUAUAUCAUGGAGGACAAUGUUCCACAGUUCAAGAUUGAUCCGGACACAGGUGCCAUCACCACGCAGAUGGAGAUAGACUACGAAGAUCAAGCCUCCUACACGUUGGCCAUCAUUGCUCGUGACAAUGGAAUCCCUCAGAAGUCCGACACCACCUAUGUGGAAAUCAUUGUCCUGGAUGCCAAUGAUAAUACGCCACAGUUUGGGAGGGACAAAUAUCAGGGCACCGUGUUUGAAGACGCACCUGUGUUCACAAGUGUGCUCCAGAUAUCUGCUUCAGACAGGGACUCAGGGUCUAAUGGGCGUGUGAGCUACACCUUUCAAGGUGGCGAUGACGGGGAAGGAGACUUCAUGAUUGAGCAAUACUCUGGAAUUAUAAGAACACAAAGGAAGCUGGACAGAGAGAACGUUCCAGUGUAUAACCUGAAGGCCUAUGCAGUAGACAGAGGAGUUCCUCCUCUCAAAGCAGCAGUGGAGGUCCAGAUUUCUGUGUUGGACAUCAAUGACAAUGCUCCUGUUUUUGAAAAGGAUGAACUGUUUAUCUACAUCAAAGAAAACAGUCCUGUUGAUUCAGUGGUUGCCCGGAUCAACGCCAUGGAUCCAGAUGAAGGAACCAACGCUCAGAUAUUGUACCAGAUUGUGGAAGGAAAUAUCCCGGAGGUCUUUGAUUUGGAUAUAUUCACUGGAGACUUAAAAGCACUCGUGGAUUUGGACUACGAGACCAAAAUGGAGUAUGUCAUAGUCGUACAGGCCACGUCCGCACCUUUGGUCAGCAGAGCAACCGUCCACAUUCGUCUGAUUGAUGUCAACGACAACGAUCCUGUCCUGCAGAAUUUUGAGAUUAUCUUCAAUAACUACGUCACCAACAAAUCCAACAGUUUUCCGUCUGGGAUUAUAGGAAAGGUACCUGCCUAUGACCCAGAUGUGUCAGAUAAGCUCAAGUAUAGUUUCAUUGAAGGGAAUGAGCUAAGUUUGCUGAUUCUUAACCCAAAUACCGGAGAGCUCAAACUCAGCAAAGAUCUGGAUAACAACAGACCUCUGGAGGCCACCAUGAAAGUUUCUGUCACAGAUGGUAUCCACCAAGUGACGGCCUUCUGUACUCUCCGUGUGACCAUCAUCACUGAUGAGAUGCUAACGAACAGCAUCACUGUCCGUCUGGAGAACAUGUCCCAGGAACGCUUCCUAUCACCGCUACUCUCUCUGUUUGCUGAAGGUGUGGCUGCGGUCCUCUCAACUAGUCGAGAAGGAGUUUUCAUCUUCAACGUCCAGAAUGACACAGAUGUCAGUGGCAACAUCCUCAAUGUCACCCUCUCAGCCUCGCUUCCUGGAGGAGCUCCUGAUCGCUACUUCCCUUCGGAAGAACUUCAGGAGCAAAUCUACCUGAACCGAACUCUGUUGCAGAAAAUCUCCAGCCAAAGUGUCCUUCCAUUUGAUGACAACAUCUGCUUGCGGGAACCUUGCGAGAACUACAUGAAAUGCGUCUCUGUAUUAAAGUUUGAUAGCUCUCCACCUUUCAUAGCCUCUGAUACUGUUCUCUUCAGACCAAUCCAUCCAAUUAACGGCCUGCGCUGUCGUUGUCCGGCCGGCUUUACCGGCGACUACUGUGAGACUGAAAUUGACCUGUGCUACUCAGGUCCAUGCCGCAACAACGGCCGCUGCCGCAGUCGAGAAGGAGGGCUUUCGCACCGGAGGAACUUUUUCAUAGUUCCUAGAACUAUUGGCAAAAAAUCCUGUGCAGGUGAGAACUGUGAAAUAGAUGCCCACUCUGGUCGCUGUGUCCCCGGGGUAUGUAAAAAUGGAGGUGAGUGUGUCAACCUGCUAGUGGGCGGCUUUACAUGCAACUGCCCCUCUGGAGAGUAUGAGAAGCCUUUCUGUGAGAUGACGACACGCAGCUUUCCCGGACAGUCCUUCAUUACCUUCCGAGGCCUGAGACAGAGAUUCCACUUCACUGUCUCCUUCAUGUUUGCCACAAGAGAGAGAAACGCCCUUCUUCUCUACAACGGUCGUUUUAACGAGAAACACGACUUCAUAGCUGUGGAGAUCAUUGAGGAACAGAUUCAACUCACCUUCUCAGCAGGUGAGGCUAAAACAACUGUCGCACCUUUUGUACCAGGUGGAGUUAGCGAUGGCCAGUGGCAUUCGGUUCAACUUCACUACUACAACAAGCCUAAGAUAAGUCACUUGGGUUUGCCUCAAGGACCGUCGGGUGAGAAGGUGGCAGUAGUCGCGGUGGACGACUGUGACAUUGCCAUGGCCGUGCGUUUCAGCAGUCAGAUCAGCAACUAUUCCUGCGCUGCCCAGGGCACCCAGACGGGACAGAAGAAGUCUUUGGAUCUCACUGGGCCUCUUCUGCUUGGCGGGGUGCCCAACCUUCCAGAGGAUUUCCCCAUACGGAACCGGGACUUUGUGGGUUGCAUGAGGAACCUGAUGAUUGACAGUAGAUCCAUCGACAUGGCCAGUUACAUCGCCAACAACGGCACCACUGAAGGCUGUCCAGCGAAAAAGAGCUUCUGCUAUGAGGGUUUGUGUCAGCACGGCGCUCAGUGUGAAAAUAAGUGGAACACCUACUUUUGUGACUGUCCUGAAGGCCGGGGUGGCAAGAACUGCGAUCAGGUCAUGCCUUCGCCGCAGCACUUUGAUGGUCGUGCCAUUGUGUCAUGGAACGACCCUGAUAUCACCAUCGCUGUGCCCUGGUACAUCAGCCUAAUGUUUCGUACCAGACAAAGCAUUGGAUCCACAACCCUAAUGCAAGUCAACGCUGGCGACACAUCUCAAGUUAACCUUCUGAUAAGGGACAAGUAUGUGCGGUUUCAAGUACUGCUGGGAGAGCAGAAAGUGGCCACGCUGGAUUUCCCAGAAGUCCGAGUGAAUGACGGGGAAUGGCAUCACCUCCUUGUGGAGCUGAGGAGCAGCAAAGAUGGGAAGGACACAAAGUACAUGGCGAAUGUGUACCUGGACUACGACAUGUUCAUGAAGUCAGCAGAGAUCGGAAACGAGCUGCCUGGACUCAAGCUGAGGAGUCUGUUCAUUGGUGGACUUCUGGGACAGAGUAACAGUGUCAAGCAGGGUUUUAAGGGAUGCGUGCAGGGUGUCAGGAUGGGGGAGACUGCCACCAACACGGCUAACAUCAACAUGCAGCAGGCAUUAAAGAUCCACGUGGAAGAAGGCUGUGAUAUGGCCAACCCCUGCGACUCCAACAUCUGCCCAGACAACAGCCAGUGCACAGAUGACUGGAAUGCACACACCUGCGUCUGUGACCCUGGUUUCUUUGGCAAAGACUGUGUUGAUGCAUGUCAUCUGAACCCCUGUGAGCAUUUGUCCACGUGUGUCCGUAAGCCGAGCUCCUCUCACGGUUACACAUGCGAGUGCAGUCAGGACUACUAUGGGCAGUACUGUGAGAACAAGGUGGAAAAACCAUGUCCUCGGGGUUGGUGGGGCAGCCCCAUGUGUGGCCCUUGCAACUGUGAUGUCAGCAAAGGCUUCAACCCCGAUUGCAAUAAGACUACUGGAGAAUGCCACUGCAAGGACAACUACUAUCGACCGAAAGAUAGCGACAGCUGUUUCCCCUGUGACUGCUUCCAUUUGGGCGCAAAUUCUCGCACAUGUGACCCAGAGACGGGUCAGUGCCCCUGCAAGGCGGGUGUGAUUGGGCGACAGUGUAAUCGUUGUGACAACCCCUUCUCUGAAGUGACCAGCACGGGUUGUGAGGUUGUGUAUGAGGGCUGCCCAAAAGCCUUUGACGCUGGAAUCUGGUGGCCCAGGACCAAUUUUGGACGCCCAGUUGCCAUGAAUUGUCCCAAGGGAUCUAUUGGCACUGCUGUCAGACACUGCAGCGAUGAGAAAGGCUGGCUGCCCCCUGAACUUUUCAACUGUACCACCAUUACAUUCUCCCACCUCAAGAAACUGAAUGAGGAGUUGCAUCGUAAUGAAUCCACAAUGGAUGGGCAGAAAUCAAAGGACAUCGCUCGAAUGUUACAGAACGCCACUGACCAGACCAAGUCCUUUUAUGGAAACGAUGUUAAGACAACCUACCAGCUUAUUUCCUGGAUCCUGCACUAUGAGAGCCAGCAGCAGGGCUUUAACCUGGCCGCCAUGCGCGACGCCAAAUUCAAUGAGAACAUAGUGAAGGCUGGCAGCGCAAUCCUGGACGCCAGUAAUAAAGAGCACUGGGAUCAGAUACAGAGAACAGAAGGAGGUACGGCACAUCUGUUGAAAAACUUUGAGGAGUACGCCAACACUGUGGCCCAGAACAUGAGGAAGACCUACCUGAAACCCUUCAUCAUUGUAACCGAGAAUAUGGUUUUUGCAGUGGAUUAUCUAGACGCCAUUUAUCCAGAUGAGGCAAAAAUCCCUCGUUUUCAAACGACUGACCAGGAGUGUCCCAAAGACCUUAAGUCAUCUGUUAUUUUCCCAGAAUUCAGUUUCAGAUCUUCAGAGCAUAAAGUUUCUCCCACAGAUGAUCCAGAAUCUCAGAGCAGCUUGGAUGAAGAGCACGAUCCAGCUACAAACAAGAGGAAAAGGCAUGCUGAGAGUCUGGCACCAUUUCCUGUGGCUGCAGUCAUCAUCUAUAAAUCUCUGGGCCAGCUUCUACCAGAGCACUAUGACCCCGAUCGCCGCAGUCUCAGGCUGCCGAACCGUCCGGCCAUUAACACUCCCAUCGUGAGCACGACUGUGUACAGUGAAGGCGAGCCAUUACACAUUCCUCUGGAGCGACCAAUCACACUGGACUACAACCUUCUGGAGACAGAGGAGAGAACUAAACCAGUAUGUGUGUUCUGGAACCACUCUAUCACUGUUGGUGGCGCAGGUGCCUGGUCUUCUAAAGGUUGUGACCUCAUCUCCAGAAACCACACCCACAUCAGCUGCCAGUGCAAUCACAUGACCAGCUUUGCCGUGCUUAUGGAUAUCUCCAAGAGAGAGCACGGUGAUGUUCUUCCCCUGAAGAUUGUCACCUACACCACAGUCUCCGCCUCUCUUCUGGCGCUCCUCAUCACCUUCAUCCUGCUGGCCAUCCUGCACAAACUACGCUCCAAUCUCCACAGCAUCCACAAGAACCUGGUGGCUGCCUUGUUCUUCUCCGAGCUGGUCUUUCUCAUCGGAAUCAACCAGACUGACAACCCGUUUGUUUGUACGGUAAUAGCCAUUCUUUUGCACUACUUCUACAUGUGCACGUUUGCCUGGACAUUUGUGGAGGGUUUGCACAUUUACCGUAUGCUCACUGAAGUCAGAAACAUCAACCACGGCCACAUGCGCUUCUACUACGCCAUCGGCUGGGGGAUACCUGCUAUUAUUACAGGUUUGGCUGUGGGCUUGGAUCCUCAAGGAUAUGGGAACCCUGACUUCUGCUGGCUGUCCGUCCACGACACCCUCAUCUGGAGUUUUGCAGGACCCAUCGCUUUAGUGGUGCUGGUCAACAUCAUUAUCUUUGUGCUGGCGGCAAAGGCGUCGUGUGGCCGUAGGCAACGUUCCUAUGAAAAGUCUGGAGUCAUUCCUGCUCUGCGGAUGGCCUUUCUGCUCCUGUUGCUCAUUAGCGCCACCUGGCUGCUGGGUUUAAUGGCUGUUAACAGUAAUGUCAUGACCUUCCACUAUCUGUUUGCCAUCUUCAGCUGUCUGCAGGGCAUAUUCAUUUUCCUCUUCCACAUCGUGUUCAAUAAAGAGGUGAGGAAAAAUCUAAAAAACGUUUUCACGGGAAAGAAACCGUUACCUGAUGAGUCCAGCGCCACACGCACCACCCUACUUACACGUACAUUAAACUGUAAUAACACAUACAUGGAGGACGGCACGCUGUACCGCUCUGCCAUCGGCGAGUCGACGGUGUCUCUGGAGAGCACAGUCAGGUCAGCCAAGAGUCACAGCAGCUACCUUACUUACACGCACAGGGAUGAAUUGGGUCAGAAGCCCAGUGUUUCAUCUGGAAAUGCUAAAGCCGGACACACUGACAUUGACGGCUCACUCUUCCGUAACGGCACUAAAGCAGAUGACUCAGAUUCAGACAGCGAGCUCUCUGUGGAUGAACACAGCAGCUCAUACGCCUCCUCUCACUCGUCCGACAGUGAAGAUGAAGACAUGGACAUGAAGCCAAAGUGGAAUAAUGAAAGACAACCAUUACACAGCACUCCAAAGGGUACAAGAGAAGUGGACACUGUGUCCAAUCACGUGAAGCCUUACUGGCCGACUGAAGCCAUGACAGCCAGUGACAGUGAAGAUCCCGCAGGGGCAGAGAGACUGAGAGUGGAGACUAAAGUUAACGUGGAGCUCCAUCAGGAAAAUAAACUCAAUCACACUGGAGAGACCACUCAGGACCAAGACCACCCAACAGCCUCCAUCCAAGCCAACAGCAACCACCAGCCUGAACAGAGGAAGGGGAUUCUAAAGAAUAAGAUCACAUAUCCUCCUCCACUGACAGACAAAAACAUGAAAAACAAACUUAGGGAGAAGUUAUCGGACUACAACCCACCCACCAUCUCCUCCAGAGCGCCUUCUAUAGCCUCUAAUGAUGGGGGCAAUGGUCACAAUGUCCUAAACAAGCCCCCUCAUCGGCUAGCCGUCCCACCACGAGAGCAGCAGAACGGCAUGGCCAUGAAUCUGAGAUCAGGGACCGUUAACGGCGGCAACCAGUCAGACUCUGACGGCAGUAAUGAAACAUCAAUCUGACCCAGCAGGAAACCUGAGGAACUUCUGCCCUCGUGAGGGGAGAAUAUCAGCCCUUGACAGUGGGAGGAAUGUGGAAAAUGACAGUGGAUUACCCAAAGACCCUCCCUAUAGGUGCACCUUGCCCUCCAGCGUGUCCCUGGGGUCCAGGCUCCAUCGGAAAACAGUAUUACUGCAGACGUCUGCCUGUGAAACAAAUGAUAAGGAAAGAAAAGGGAAUGUAUGUAAAUAUGCAAGACAGGGUCAGCGAGGAUAUAUGGAAACUGUGCCAAACCACUAGACGUGGGACUACAACCCUCCCAGCAUGCCGAGCGGCAAGCUCUGACCGAGUGACAGGUGGACUUGAAGAGACACAUAAGACUUUGUGUAAUUUUGUACGUUUUAGCACUAGUGCUUCUUAAAGCUGUGCAAGUGUGGAACUGUGUAGAGACAUUUUCUGAUUAUGAAAAGUAAAUCACGGAAUGCUGAAAUUUUCACCAAGUGCCCGGCUCGGCCUGUCCUCAUUGAGGAGAUCCGUCUCGUAACUAAUAUGUUUCUCAUGUAAUUACUGUGUAGAUAUAUAUUUCUUUGUUUGUUCUUUUGAAAUUGUAAUAUUUUAAGGUCAUUUGUAUAUUGAAAAGCAUUUUUAAUAACAUUUAAUACAAGAUCAUUUUUUAUCCAAUGUGGUUAAAUCAAUAAUGUUUUGUACUUGAUUUGCAGAGUUAAUAAUUUGGGUUUCUAUGGUGCUGUAGUCCCAAAACACAAGACUAAAAGUCUACUGUUCACCUUUGACAAUAUUCAGUGGCGAUGUUUAAUAACGUUUGAACUGUGAAGACAUAGCCCUUAGACUCAAGGAAAUGAAAAUGGAUGUUUUAUUUUGUAAUUAAAUGACAGUUCACGAUUCAUAUUCCAAAGAAACAGCAGAGAAAAAGACUUGCAGGUGUUUUAAAUCAUUUUUUCAUAACAAAAGACACUGGAUUUCUUAUGACAUAGCCGUAUUUAUUUUUUAUGUUUUGAGACACUGGACAAAAAUUGAAGCUGUAAA